Phytophthora infestans T30-4 is the source of this 573-nucleotide messenger RNA. RefSeq lists its product as uncharacterized. The transcript is spliced from 3 exons. Bases 1 to 573 code for a protein of 190 amino acids. Gene Ontology annotation, molecular function: calcium-dependent protein serine/threonine phosphatase regulator activity; calcium ion binding. The record is from RefSeq and is a predicted model, not a curated record. Lineage: Eukaryota; Oomycota; Peronosporomycetes; Peronosporales; Peronosporaceae.
AUGCUAGAGUUCUUCGACUACAUCGAUUUGAAGCGAAGUCGCUUUUCAGAAAAGGCAUUUUCUGUCAUGGAUCGAAAUGGUAGCGGUGAAGUGGACUUUAUUGAGUUUGUGCUGGCGGUGUGGAACUACUGUACGUUCAACCACGCUAGCCUCAUUCGAUUCGCUUUCGACUUGUACGACGUCGAUGGCAGCGGUGAGAUCGAGCAUGAUGAGGUUGUGAGGUGUGUCCGAGAGGUAUGGGGUAGCUCUUGGGAAACCAGUCCAAACGCUCACAAAAUCGUGGAGAAGCUCGAUGCAAUCAUGGAAAAUACGGCAAAUAAUCGUCUCUCUGCGAAUCUCUUUCAAGAGUUCGCUGUACGACACCCGAUGCUAUUGUUUCCUGCGUUUGAGCUUCAGAUGGAGAUUCAGCGGAAAGUGUUAGGAAAACGUUUCUGGUCUCGUGCGGCCGAGAAGCGCGGGUCGAUCAACGUAGCAGCGCUGAACUGGGAUCACGUUAAAGAAAGGUUCAGGCUUCCGACCGUUUGCUCAUCGAUCAAGACGCACGCUAGUCUCCAACACAAACAGCAAGGAUGA